Molecule: messenger RNA, 2062 nt
Organism: Nothoprocta perdicaria
Lineage: Eukaryota; Metazoa; Chordata; Aves; Tinamiformes; Tinamidae
Gene: ADRA2A
Product: adrenoceptor alpha 2A
Exons: 1
Coding region: 7-1332 (441 amino acids)
Biological process (GO): adenylate cyclase-activating adrenergic receptor signaling pathway
Cellular component (GO): membrane
Molecular function (GO): adrenergic receptor activity
Source: RefSeq, a predicted model, not a curated record
GCGUUCAUGUUUAACCUGGAGCGGCCGUUCACGGAGCGGGGCCACUUGCUGCCCUCCAUGCAGUACCAGCGGCAGCUGGAGCACGACGAGGGCUUCCCGCCGCCCGGCGCCAACGGCACCUUCAACGGGAGCGGCGCCGGGCUGGACACGCCGUACCCGCUGCACACCACCGUGACGCUCAUCAGCCUCGCGGGCUUGCUCAUGCUCUUCACAGUGUUCGGCAACGUCCUCGUCAUCAUCGCUGUCUUCACCAGCCGGGCGCUCAAAGCCCCCCAGAACCUUUUCCUGGUCUCCUUGGCCUCGGCUGACAUCCUCGUGGCCACGCUGGUCAUUCCCUUCUCCCUGGCAAAUGAGGUCAUGGGAUACUGGUACUUUGGCAAGGUCUGGUGUGAGAUCUACCGGGCCUUGGAUGUCCUCUUCUGCACCUCCUCCAUUGUGCACCUGUGUGCCAUCAGCCUGGACCGCUACUGGUCCAUCACACAAGCCAUCGAGUACAACCUCAAGCGUACCCCGCGCCGCAUCAAGUGCAUUAUUUUUAUCGUCUGGAUCAUCUCGGCUGUCAUCUCCUUCCCACCGCUCAUCUCUAUUGAGAAGAGCGGGCAGCAGGCCGACCAGGGAGGGGCAGAGUGCAAGAUCAACGAAGAGAAGUGGUACAUCAUCUCCUCCUGCAUCGGCUCCUUCUUCGCCCCCUGCCUCAUCAUGAUCCUGGUGUACAUGCGCAUCUACCAGAUAGCCAAGAGGCGGACCAGAGUGCCGCCGAGCCGGCGAGCAGAGUGCCCUGAGAAGAAGCAGAAUGGCCUGGCUGACAAGGAGGACCUGCCAGCCACGGCCCAGCUCAACGGGGAGAAGGCCGCGGGAGGCAGCGGUGGGCAGGAGGGAGAGGCCAACGGCAUAGACAUGGAGGAGACCUCCUCCUCUGAGCACCAGGAGAACAACCAGUGUAAGAACUCUGACAAACCGUCGAGGGGCAAGGCCAAGACUAAAUUGAGCCAGGUUAAGCCUGGGGACAGUUUGCCCAGGAAGGCAGAGGAGGAGAGGAACACGAAAGGGUCCCGGUGGAGGGGCAGGCAGAACCGGGAGAAGCGCUUUACCUUUGUGUUGGCGGUGGUCAUUGGGGUCUUUGUCAUCUGCUGGUUCCCCUUCUUCUUCACCUACACACUGACAGCCGUCUGCAAGAGCUGCUCUGUGCCCACCACCCUCUUCAAGUUCUUCUUCUGGUUCGGUUACUGCAACAGCUCCUUGAACCCUGUCAUCUACACCAUUUUCAACCACGACUUCAGACGGGCGUUCAAAAGGAUCCUCUGCAGGAUAGAGAGGAAGAGGAUCGUUUGAGGAACUCUCCGCUACCAGCAGGACUAAAUGAUUCCAGACUGCGCAGGAGACUAAGGCAUGUGUCUCUCGAGCUGUGCUCGCAUGGGAUAGUUUCCUUCAGCUGGCAAGCUGGAAGCCGUUCAGACCCGAGAUGAGGCGGCCGAAACGCCGGGCAGCAGCGGCGAGGAGCAGCAGGCAAGUGGAAGUUGGAGCCGUGCCACUCGGCUUGCCAGGGAGGAUGGCUUUUGACUUGCUGGGUUAUUUUGUUAGGUUUUGGUUUGUUUGUUUGUUUUCUUUAGCCAGAGUCUCUCUGUGGAUAUUUUUGUGACUGCUCAGUUUGACUCUUUAGAGACAAAAUGAGUGACGUGCAGCUCAGCGAGAUGAACAACGGAGAGGGAGGAAACCACCUCGAAGGUGUUGGCUUUUUUAUGUUGCCGUGUAUUUUUUUAAUUAUUAUUUUCUGGAUGUGUAACUAAUUUUAAGCCCCUUGUAAAAUACAGAAUUGUAUCCCCAAAUCUGAAUGUCUUAAUUUUUCUAAGGAGGUAGCUCUGAAACUGUGGGUGCUUUAGCAAUCUUGGCCAUUUUAAAAGUUCUCCUUCCUCCUCCUCCUGCCCUCUCCCAGCCAAACAGUGAGGUCGUUCGCCCUGCCUGACAGUGUGAGAACAUUACUAGUAUUUCAAAUGCCCUGUUGUUUUUUUGGCUGUAAAUCUUCGACUCACAGGCCACGUGAUAUGUUUUUAUUUUUUAUAUC